Messenger RNA from Nelumbo nucifera (sacred lotus), 3772 nucleotides. Its product is annotated as transcription factor MYB3R-1-like. Gene Ontology annotation, molecular function: DNA-binding transcription factor activity, RNA polymerase II-specific; RNA polymerase II cis-regulatory region sequence-specific DNA binding. Gene Ontology annotation, biological process: regulation of DNA-templated transcription. Lineage: Eukaryota; Viridiplantae; Streptophyta; Magnoliopsida; Proteales; Nelumbonaceae. The record is from RefSeq and is a predicted model, not a curated record. Gene Ontology annotation, cellular component: nucleus.
ACUCUGGAAGUCCGCCCCUUUCUUGUUUGAAAAAUAUACCUGAACCGUCUCUCUCUCUCUCUCUCUCUCUCUCUCAGACACACACAUCUUCGCUUUGCAGAUUUCGACGUGCCUUUGUAGAUCUUUCAUUCUUUCUCCAUCUCGGAUGAAAAGAGGGCGAUUUCUUCAUUAGUAUCUGCAAUGUGCACUGAAUCGAUUGUCUCAUUGACCUCAUCGAUUCAGUAUCUGCAUCGGUUCUCUGGUUUUUGCUGUUCGAAGCUCAAUACGCUGGUAGUCUUGCCCUUCCAAAAGGAAGAUCUGGAUACUGUUUAGGGAAGCAUAUGAUGGUUAGUGGAACCUGUUCUGGAGAAAAUUGUCACCGAGUGGGAAUUGGGGUAUGUGGUUUAAACUUCUGGUCAAGGAACAAUGGCAACUGACAAGACAAAAGGUGCAAGGAGAGUUGAAGCUCCUGUUGGUGCUCCUCCAGAUGGGAGCAGUGAGAGUUUUCAGAAAAUGCGUCCUUUGAAUGGGCGGACUAGUGGCCCUACAAGGCGCUCUACGAAAGGGCAAUGGACAACUGAAGAGGAUGCAUUAUUGUGCAAGGCUGUUCAGAAAUAUAAAGGAAGAAAUUGGAAAAAAAUAGCAGCUGAAUGUUUCAAAGAUCGGACCGAUGUUCAAUGUCUACACAGGUGGCAGAAGGUUUUAAAUCCAGAACUAGUUAAAGGUCCAUGGUCGAAAGAGGAAGAUGAAAUAAUUAUAGAGUUGGUAAAUAAAUAUGGGGCAAAGAAAUGGUCCACCAUUGCACAAGCGUUGCCUGGACGUAUUGGAAAACAAUGUCGUGAAAGGUGGCAUAAUCAUCUUAAUCCUGCUAUAAACAAGGAGGCAUGGACCCAAGAAGAGGAAUUGGCUUUGAUUCAGGCUCAUCAAAUUUAUGGGAACAAAUGGGCCGAGCUAACGAAGUUCUUGCCUGGGAGGACAGACAAUGCAAUAAAAAAUCACUGGAACAGCUCUGUCAAAAAGAAGUUGGAUUCAUACUUGGCAUCGGGUUUACUUGCACAAUUUCAGGGUCUGCCUCCUGUGCGAAACCCAACUCAAUGCAUGCCUUCAUCCUCUAUGGGGGUGCAACAAAGUAAUGGAGAUAAAAAUGGUCCCAUAGAUAGGGCAGAAGCAGGGCAAAUAUCAGAAUGUAGUCAAGGUUCUAUUGCUGUUGGUUGCUCUCAGUCUGAGUGUGACAUGGUUAGCAACACUGUUUCAGUAAAUGCACAAGAGAACCUUAAACCAUUGGAGGAAUCUAGUCAACGAGAAGGGCAAAGCUCUAAUUCAUCGUGUUCUGAACCAUAUUAUGUAUCUCUAGAAGAAGUCCAAGAAAUACAUGACGGUGUCAAUAUUUCUGCCAGUUCCUCUGAAAGGAAUGGUCUUCAGGAGGUUGGAAACUCCGACAAUAAGAAUUGCAAAUUUGGCUCACACGAGUUGAGUGCUUCUUUCAUAGAAGUAAUGCAGGAAUCAUCAGGGUUCUUUGAAACAUCAGGACACUGUAUAAAUGGCAUGGAUGAAAACAACUCCAUGGGGUUCAAUGCUCCAUCUUCAAUGGAAAAUAUGAUUGUAGGCUCUAAUAAACAGGAGAAUAUGUCAAUCGAAGAAGGUGAUUUUGGUGGGGUUUCUUUCUCAGGAGCAGGGAUGGAUGCAUGCUUCUCGAUGGAAAACCCCACGACAUGCCCAAAUAUUAUUGAUCUGGAUGGGUGCACAGAUUCAUUUCUUUGUCAAUCUAACAUUCAAAACUCUGAAACUGCAGGAAAUUUAGUUUCUCAUUCUUAUUAUCCACUGGGAUCUGCUCCUUUGUUGGGAGGCACCUGCUGUGAGACUUUAUUAUCUGGUCCUCCACUACUUUGUUCUGCUCCUGAGCUUGUAUUUGGUAGUGAAUGUAAUGAGGCAAGUGACACCCCAAGUGCAAAUCAAGACUCAGAGCUUGUUACAAAUUCAUGUUCUGGCUUUAUCUAUCCUGAUGGCUCUGGUACCUCUCUGUGUAAUGGUGAUACGAACAAGGUUUGCCAGCCUGUAGAGGCUGAACAUGAAAAGGAAACAUCAGAAUCACUUUUUGACUCGUUAGCCUCAGAUACCAUGGAUAAUCUUCCUUCCAUGCAUGAAGGCAUAUCUGUGCUAACAGAAAAUCAGGAUUCUGAAGGUCUAUUUUAUGAACCUCCUCGUUUCCCAAGUUUGGAGAUUCCUUUUGUCAGCUGUGAUCUCAUCCCAUCUGGCAGUGAUAUGCAGCAAGCAUAUAGUCCCCUUGGGAUUCGCCAACUGAUGAUGUCUUCUAUGAACUGUUCUACUCCAUACAGCUUUUGGGAUUCUCCGUCUCGUGAUGAUAGUCCCGAUGGUGUUUUGAAAAGUGCCGCCAAAAGUUUCCUAUGCACACCAUCCAUUUUGAAGAAACGGCAACGUGAGCUUUUGUCACCUUUGCAUGAACGGAAGAGUGACAAAAAGCUAGAAAGAGACAUAAAUCAGGGGCUAUGCUGUACAUCUACUUUGAGCAGGGAAUUCUCUUGUUUAGAUGUUAUGUUUGAUGAUAGUGGGAGCCGCAGGGCUUCCUUAUCUUCCAUUGAGGGGUCUCUCUUUUCUCCAUCAUAUUGCAAGAAAAAAAAUUCUGGUACCUCUGAUGAAGAUAAAGAAAAUUUGGAGAAUGCUUUUGAAGUGAGAAAAGAUGGACCUGCAUUUCCAGGCAGGGUAUCAGAGGUAGCAUCUGAUAACAGUAAUCCUAAGGAUAAGAUAAAACAGAGAAGCAGUAAUGAAAUGACAAAGGUUAAUGAAGAUAUAGCAGUCCAAACAGCCUCUGGAGUGCUUGUUGAACACAACACCAAUGAUACGGUGUUCUUUUCUCCUGACCGUGAUGGACAUUCAAGAAAGAGAGGCUUAAAUUCUGUAAAAACUCCAAAAAGUCAACCUUUUAGAAGCUGUGAUGGUACAUUUAACCAAAGUGGUCGCUUAGAGUCUUCAUCAAGGAGUAGAUGUAUAUCUGUAAUUCUAUCUCCUACUGUUUGCGAGAAGAGGCAUGAAAAAAAUUUACUUCCUGAUGCAUCCCUUCAAAGUGUUCCUUCAUUAAAUACAAUGGAACUUGCAUCUGAGAAUGCUGGAAAUGGUGCUGAUAUUGAAAGUUUUAUCAUGUUUGGUGAUACCCCUGCUACCAAAAGAGGGUUAGACUCUCCAUCAGCAUGGAAGUCUCCUUGGUUCAUGAACUCUUUUUUGCCUGGACCACGUGUUGAUACAGACAUAACAAUUGAGGACAUAGGAUUUUUGAUGAGCCCUGGGGAUAGAAGCUAUGAUGCCAUAGGGUUGAUGAGACAGUUGAGCGAGCAUACUGCAGCUGCAUUGGCUGAGGCCCAGGAGGUUUUGUCUGGUGAAAAUUCUGAAAUUCCAUCAAAGGAAAGACACUCCAGUAACCAAAAAUUGGCCGAGGAAAAUAAUCAAUUCACAGAUUACGAGUUGGAGAACCUUAUUUCUCUGUCUCCUGCUGUCUUGACGGAGAGGCGGGUCCUCGAUUUCAGUGGAUGCGGGACACCUGGAAAAGGAGCAGAGAACGGGAAACCUAUGGCCUUUCCUUCUGGAGUAAGCUUUUCUAGCCCUUCUUCCUACCUGAUGAAAGGCUGCAGGUAGCAAGCAGAUUUUUGGCAGAAAAUGCCUCUUCUGUUCUAUGUUACUAAAUAUAUAUAUUUUUUGUUCUUUUUUUCUUUUUCAUUGUCACAUUUCUGUAUCUGAUUUAAUAAUAAAUUGAUAAUGAGUGGUGUAGAGGGUUCGGCUA